AUGAAAUGAUACAGGGCGGCGGCGAAAAAGGGAGGCCCAAGAAAAAUAAAGUGAACAGAACAGAACAGCCCAAAUUCUUUUGACCCUCCCAGUUUUAAACUCUCUCUCGGGCAGGAACCAAAGGUCUGCCGUCCAGCGAAAACACACCACCACCCAAGGUCCCGACGAAGCUGACUGUUUAAACCACAAACCAUCUGGAGAACAAGACUGAUUUCAGUGACCUUUUGUAAAUUGGCUGACAGGUUCUAGUAAACUUGUUCUGCGAGGUGCAACGAGCCACAUACACAGAAUUCCACAGCGGCUCUUUGACGCGUGCGAAGCCGCAUCGAUGCUAAUGCUGUCAUGGAUUCGUCUGGGUCCGGGGUACGAUCCUUAUGUCUGGAUGAAUGUCUCCAUUGUUAUGAAACUAGCUAAAGGUGGAAUAAAGGCAGACGCUCCGGAGGAACCUCGUAGACGCACAUUUUCCACUAUGAACCGCGCCUUCAACAGGAAAAAAGAUAAGUCAUGGAUGCACACCCCGGAAGCCCUGGCCAAGCACUACAUACCCUACAACGUCAAGUUCCUCGGAAACACAGAAGUUGAAACCCCAAAAGGCACAGAAGUUGUGAAGGAUGCAGUCAGAAAGCUGAAGUUUCAGAGACACAUCAAGAAGUCAGAGGGACUGAAGACCCCUAAAGUGGAAUUACAGAUCUCCAUUUAUGGCGUGAAGAUAUUAGAUCUCAAGACAAAAGAUGUGCAGCAUAACUGUCAGUUGCACCGGAUAUCCUUCUGUGCGGAUGACAAAACUGAUAAAAGGAUAUUUACUUUCAUCUGCAAAGACUCGGAGUCCAACAAACACCUCUGCUUUGUGUUUGACAGUGAAAAGUGUGCAGAGGAGAUAACUCUCACAAUCGGUCAGGCUUUCGACUUGGCCUACAAGAAGUUCCUGGAGUCUGGAGGCAAAGACGUGGAAACCAGGAAACAGAUCGGAACCCUGCAGAAAAGGAUUCAAGAGCUGGAAACAGAAAACUCUGAGCUUAAGCAACAGCUUCAAGACCUUGAGGAGCAGCUGAUGAUAUCUCAUGUUUCACCACCGCUGCACAUAAACGCGGCGAACGAGGCGUACAUGCUGCAGAGGCCCUCGUCUCUCUUCUGGUGCCACAGCAUCGCGUCGCUCUCCUGCCUGGAGAUCUCCUCUCUCACGCUCACGCCCAUGAGCUCGCCGGAGUCCAACUUGUCGAGCGGGCUACUAACUCCUCCGCCUGCCAAACCUGCUCUGCUUCCCCCUAAGCCUCCCGAGGGAUGCAGCAUCCCGCGGCCUCGCGCAGGGAGCAACUCCAUGAAACCAAAGUCUACGGACGUUUUCGACAUGGUUCCCUUCUCCCCUGUGACAGCGCUGGUUCCCACAAUGGCCAGUAACGGCUGCCCACCACCACCACCGACCACUUUACCCCCAGACAUGAGUAAAGACCUGUUUGGUGCAGAGCCGUUUGAUCCGUUCACCUGCGGCUCUGCUGACUUCCCUCCGGAUAUUCAGUCCAAGCUGGACGAGAUGCAACGUCAGAGAUGGAGGGGUUCAAAAUGGGACUGACCUUAGAGGGCACCGUCUUCACUCUGGACCCGCUAGACAGUCGCUGCUGAUGCCAUGAAGAUGCUCUUUGUUGCGUACUUUUAACUCGUUUGUAUGAAGAAGUGCCAAAAUCCACUCCACUGUUGAGUCAAGAUGUCGCGGUUUUCAUCUUGAGGUUUAUAUGCAUUUGCAUUUAGAUUGUUUUUAUUUGGAAUAUUUCAAAGUAGACUCGGACCCAUUACAGAAAAUAACUAUUUUUGUAAAAAAAAAAAGAAGCGAGAGGAGUACUUUGCUUGCACAGGCAAUGGGUGAUGUAAAUAGUUGAAUAUGUCCAAUGUACACUCUGUGACAGAAUUUUCAUAUGAAACGAUGUGUGUGUAUGCACUAUAUUGUUGUAUUGUUAACACAUUCCUGUUUGUAUGAGUACAAGCUGGUGGAGAAAAUUAAUGGCAUCUGUAUCAUUAAACAGCUUUCCCAUAACAACUCAUUAUUUUACUCAACAUUAAAUAGUUAAUCAAUCCAGUUUAUGUUUUAAGGCUUCGCGAUCUUGAGUUAUAUUUUUUUGUCCUGUAUUUUACAGGUUUGAGUUGCCAUUUCAGUAUUUACUUUAUUUUUUAAUUGUUUUUAUUUUAGUCUCCUCUUCCCUUGCACCAGAAGUCACUUUUUUUGGACAGCCUCUGUCUAUACACAGUGCUUUUCCAUUAUUUUUGCUUUUGGUUGCAUUGACUUUGCUGUUGCUACAGAUAUUAAAGAAAAUCUUACAAGCGCA
Gasterosteus aculeatus aculeatus (three-spined stickleback) is the source of this 2318-nucleotide messenger RNA. NCBI's taxonomy places the organism in Eukaryota, Metazoa, Chordata, Actinopteri, Perciformes, Gasterosteidae. The record is from RefSeq and is a predicted model, not a curated record.